AUGGGGUAUAAUAUAGUGCUUCAUACGUUGGAGGAAGAUGAGAGGAAUAGUGUGGAAGAGGGUGAGGAGAAGAAAGUUGAAAGUGAGGAUGUAAAGCCGGAAGAGAAUGAGGAUGGAGGAGGCGGGAAAGUGGAUGAAAAACCCAAAGAGGAAGUUAAGGAUGAUAGUGUGGAGAAACAAAAUGAGGAGGGACGAAGUGAAGAGGGUGAGGAAGAAAGAGGAGGAGAAAGUGAGGGGGAAAGUGAGAAUAAAAAUAAUGAAGUAUUGAAGGAGGAGGAUAAGGGAAAUGAAGAGGCUGAGCAAGAAGGGAAUAAGGACAAGGAAAAUGAGGUGAAGGAUGAUGGAGAAAACAAAAGCGAGGAGGAGCAACAGGUUGAGAACAAAGAAAAGGAAAAUGAAACAAAGGAAGAGAACAAAGCGGAGGAAAAUGAAGCUAAGGAAGAGAACAAAGCGGAGGAAAAUGAAGCUAAGGAAGAGAACAAAGCUGUGGAGAAGGAGAAAGAGAAAGAAGAGAGCAAAGAAAAUGAAAGUGGAGAGCAAAAAUCUGAUGAGAACAAGACUGAUGAAAUUAGGGAAGAGAGCAAAGAGAGUGGAAAUGAAGAAGAGAAGAAAGUGAACGGGAAAGAAGCCAAAGAGGAAAGCCAAGAGAGCAAAGAGAAUGACACUUCACAGAAUGAAGGUCAAGAAAAGGAAGAAGGCAACAACGAAAAGAAGAAUGAAGAAACAAGUACGGAAGAUAAGGACUCUAAGAUAGAGAAAUCAGGUUCGUCAGAUGCUCAGGUUCAAGAUGGAAUUAACAAGGACGACAAAGCUGCUACUGAGGAACAAAACAAGGAAAAUGAUUCUUCCACUUCAGAGCUGAAUGCAUCUGAACAUAAAGAGAAUAAUGAAGAAGCCGCAGAAAAUAAGACUGCUGAAAAGGAGUCUUCUGAUGCAGUAACUGCUGGAGAAAAACAUGAUGUUACUCCACAAGAUACGGCUGAUGGCUCUCACUUUCUCCCUUCUGAAACUGUAGAGUCUGGCGAAGACAAGCAAGCUAAUGCCACUACAUUCAGUGAUGAAACAUUUGUCACACUGAAUCAAAAUGAUGCAACAGAUAACACAAGCACUAAAGAGGAUAAUAAUUCCGUUCUACGGGAAGUUGUAUCAGAGAAACCUGAGAAAACUGAAGCAGGAGCAAGUGAAAACCAAUCGUUUGCAAAUUCUGACUCCGUCUCUAAGACUGAGGACACCAACAAUGUUGAAGGUGGAGGAGGCUCUUCAGCAGAUGGUCAUACAUCCUAUUCUGAUACAUCUGGUCACGAGGGUGCAAAUGGGGAGAAUCCAGAGAAAAAUAUCUCUGGAAAUUCUCCUUCUGGAACAAAUGGAACAAAUGAAUUAAUCAACCAUGAUCAAGUUCACUCUUCCUAUAAUUCAAACUCUGAGGGACAUAAAGAGGAGGAAGCAUCAAAAGUGAAAAAAGCGAAGAUGUAGAGAAACCAGUGGAGCAGAAAGAGGAUGUGUCAAAAGAAAAUGAUGGCCAAGAUACAGAGAAGCUUGUGGAGAAGAAAGGGGAUGCAUCAAAAGUAAAUGAUGGCCAAGAUUCAGAGAAUCCAGUGGAAAAAAGAGAGGAAGCAACAAGAGCAAAUGAUCACCAAGAUGCUGAGAAAUAUGAACAAGUUGACGAUUCCAAACAGCAGCAGCAUUUGGAGGAGGAGUCAUUGAACUAUAAUAAGAAAAUAAAUUUGGAGGAGCAUGAGCAUGAGCAAGAGCAAGCUGAGUCUACGAACAACUCGGAGUCAGAAGGCCAAAAAGAGGACUCAACAAAUGUUGAGCUCCAUCAUGAAGCUGAUACCUCAGUCACUCAAGAAGUUAAAGAUCGAACUGAUUUAGAUACUCUGCCAGAUAACAGUAAUGAAGCUGGCAGCAAUAGAGAUGCAAUUGCCAAGUGAGCUUUCCAGUUAGGUGCUUAAAUUGCAGUUUAUCUUUAUUCCCACUUGAAGGCAAAGCUGAGUUUAGUUUCCCUUUUCUUGCAAAUGUAGGGGCUGAGUACAACCCUCUUGUAACAUGGUCUUUCUCUGUCCUUAUUACGAUAUUAGUGUAUAAAAGAUGUUUAAUUGAUGAGUUGAUAGGCUGACCGUUAGUGUUGUUCUUAUGUUGCCCCAUAAGAGUUCAAGGUGCCUUAUAUUUUUGAUUUUCUGUAUGUAGUAUGUAUUUACGCUGCUGCACUGAGGCAUUCAUCUACUGUAGUUGAUUUCCUUGAAAUUGGAUUAUUCUAUUGAUGUUAUAGAAUUAAAUUCUGUAUUUUGAUUCAUUA
Molecule: messenger RNA, 2296 nt
Organism: Chenopodium quinoa (quinoa)
Lineage: Eukaryota; Viridiplantae; Streptophyta; Magnoliopsida; Caryophyllales; Amaranthaceae
Product: cilia- and flagella-associated protein 251-like
Exons: 2
Coding region: 1-1473 (490 amino acids)
Source: RefSeq, a predicted model, not a curated record